CCAAAGUACAAGUGUUAAAAAAAAAUAUCAAAUGUGGACAGUGUGUCAAAAUGUGCUCUGUAUAUGUGUAACUUAGAAAAGUUUAUGUUCGAUACGUGAAACCUUUCGAUACGAAACAGCUCGUUUCAGCGACUAUUUUUUUCUUUGCCCUCUUCUCAUCGUUCAUUUUUCACACAGCAAAGCAAAUUUUUCAAAGAAACAUUUUUUCACAUCAGCAUUUUCUAAAAGAGUAGAGUCAAUUUAAGCAGCUAUCUGAAUUAAUUCAUAUAGAAAUUUAGUUAAAUCAAAUACAAUAAAAAGAUAGAAAGAGGAGAAUGUCGUCAUCUGAUGCUAAUAAUUCAACGACAUCCAAGUCACCAUCGGAGGAGUCAUCACCAAUCGUUGCCGUUCAUGCGAGUGAAAGUGACAAAACGUGUGUCGUUUGCUUCAAAAUUGUUGAUAUAUUUUCCAUUGGUGAAUGUGAUCAUCCCGUCUGUUAUGAAUGUUCAACAAGAAUGCGAGUUCUGUGCAAGCAAAAUGAAUGCCCCAUUUGUCGACGGAUUAAUCAAAAGGUUAUAUUCACAUCUGAAAUUCUACCAUACAAAGAACUCGACCAAAAGAAUCGAUCGUGCCUUUAUGAUAAACAAUUUCGAAUCUGUUUCACUGGUCAACGCGCCCAAAAUGCGUUCCGUCGACUCCUCGAACACACAUGCAAUAAGUGUAAUACGGGAGCAUUCGAUACUGCCGCCGAUCUAAAAGACCAUCUUCGGAAGAAACAUGAACUUUUUUAUUGUGAUAUUUGCAUGCAACAUUUGAAGAUUUUCUCGUUCGAACGUCGUGCGUAUACGAGAGAGCAGCUGGCGAUGCACAGGAGGAAAGGUGAUCCAGACAAUAAAUCACAUCGUGGCCAUCCGCUGUGCGAAUUCUGUGACGAACGCUAUUUAGACCGAGAUGAGCUGUUCCGGCACUUACGAAAAGAGCAUUAUUUCUGUCAUUUUUGCGAUGCGGACGGUUCAAAUCAUUUUUAUGCGGACCAUACGGGUCUACGCGACCAUUUUAACGAUCAGCACUUUUUGUGUGAAGAAGGAGAUUGUAAAGAAAACAUUUUCUCGGCUGUUUUUCGUUCAGACAUCGAUCUCAAAGCACACAAGGCCAAUGUACAUGGCCAAACAUCGAAGCAGGCGAGAACAAUUGAAUUUCAAUUUAAUUUAGCGCCACGCGGUCGCGCAAAUCAGCAUCAAGAGAAUCAAGGCGCCGGCCAAACUGUACAGGAAACGUCAACUACCGCAACAACAACCACUACCAAUCCAACGCGUAGAAUAAUCGAUGCGCGAAACGAGCAAGAAUUUCCGUCACUAGGAAAUCCACCAAUCAAUAUACGUCCAACAGUAACGUUAAAUAUGCGACCGUCGAGCAGUGGUCUUGCAAGAACGAAAGAAAAUUUCCCUGCCUUAGGCGGUGGUGGUAGCGCUAGAGAGCCCUUUAAACCGCCAAGUGUAACGGCAAAUGCUAGUACGCUGCUAUUUAAAAUGCCAGCCAAAACGGCGACCGCCAAUAAUGCAUCGAAUAAAAAUGCGUCAAACAAAGCCAAAUCGGCGGCACCAAUUAAACCACACGAUUUUCCAGCACUUAGCGUAUCGUCAAGUAAACGAGCCAAUCUUGAAAGUGAUAUGAUUGAAACACCAUUAUCGUUCAACUUGUCGGCGGUGUCGGCAAAGCAUAAAACAUUGGUUCAAGCGUACGAUACAUCAAGUUCGGCCGCUAAUAUGCUAGCAAAUCAAAAGAUAAAAACCAUUCAACGAGUGGAGACAAAACCACAAGCCGUGCAACUAGACUAUGUGCCAUCGAUGAAUUCGAAGGAAAAUUUCCCGGCUCUUGGCGGUGGUGCAUCGUCAUCAUCGUCCGCUCCGCAAUGGUUGAAUGGUACAAAUGGCAAACAACCGCAAAUGAGUAAGAAGCUCAAGGUAGCACCAGCACCAAUUCUGCCAACCAUCAAAUUCAAUGAAACCAAUAAAAAAGACGUGGAUUCAAAUAAAAAGGCCAAAUCAAGUGAACAAUCAAAACCAAAUCAAAAUGAUAAAAAGAAAGAUGCGAACAAAACGGAAAAUGGGAAUGGUAAAAAGGCCGAAAAGGAGAAGGCAAAAAAGUCCGAUGACAAUGCAAAGAAAACGAAAGAAAAAAACAAUAACGGAAAUAAAAGCGAAAAGAAAGCGAUGAUUGACUCUAGCCCGGCCGAACAAAACGGGAGUGGCACCACAUCGAAUGGAACUGGCGUCAACUCGUAUUCAUCGGUUGCACAUUUUACAAUGCCACCACCCGGUUUCCCUGCCAAAAAGAAUGAGAAGAGCACAUCCGUACCGCCCGGAUUUGAAAGCUUAUCGAAAGAUUCGAAACCCAAAUCGUACAUGUCACCCAAGAAUGCCCUGCAACGGAAUCAAAUUUUAGUUAGUCACUUCAUGAAAUCGCUGAAAGCGCCAGCAGUCGAUGAAUUCCGUAACUUAUCAAAACUAUUCCGAAGUGGGUUAUGCAAUGCAAGCGCCUAUUAUGAGCACUGUGAGGCUGUUUUGGGAGAUCGCUUCGAGAGCAUCUUCCCCGAACUGCUCGCUCUACUACCAGAUAUUAACAAACAACAGGAACUCUAUCAAACCUAUCUCGAGAAACACAGCCAAGCCAAAUCGAACGAAUUGCACAAUUCGAUUCAAGUGUGCGAUCGAUGUCGGCAAGUAUUAAAACGUGGUGAUUUUCCCGAGCAUUUAAAACUACACAACGAAAUUGAAACCGACAACAAAUUAAACAAAAAUUUCCCAAAAUUGUCGAUUAAAAAAUAAAAAUUUAUCAAAAUUGAAGAAAUUAUCUUGAAAAAGAAAUGCGAAUAAAAUCAACACUUUUUUCGCAUUUAAAUUGUGAAUUAUGGAUCACAUCCCUGUAAUUUUAAAUGACUCAAACCUUGUACACAACAAAAAAGAAGAGAGAAUUUCGUAAGCAAAAUGAAUAAAUAAAUUUACUUUCAACUUCUUUAUUAUUUCGCAA
Molecule: messenger RNA, 3009 nt
Organism: Sitodiplosis mosellana (orange wheat blossom midge)
Lineage: Eukaryota; Metazoa; Arthropoda; Insecta; Diptera; Cecidomyiidae
Product: E3 ubiquitin-protein ligase ZNF598
Exons: 10
Coding region: 315-2807 (830 amino acids)
Biological process (GO): rescue of stalled cytosolic ribosome; protein ubiquitination
Molecular function (GO): ribosome binding; ubiquitin protein ligase activity
Source: RefSeq, a predicted model, not a curated record